AUGAGACUGCUUUUAUUUUUAGCAGUCGUAUUACAAACUGCUGUUUGUCAGGUGAGGUUUUGAAAUUAUUCCCAAAAGAUGAGAAUUUGUUUCAGUAUUACAUUCAACAGCAACAAAUCCGACCAAUCACUCAACAACAAGCUCAACAAUUUUAUCCAAUUCGAACAAAUUGUGUGAACCGAUGCAAUAAUCAAAACAGAGUUCGAUGGAAUUCAAGACCAACCAGUAAGCCAAUCACGGUUUGAUUAGAACUGUAAUAUUACUUCAGACAUUAUCCGACCUGCUCCAAAUGUUCAAGUGCAAAUCCGAACCAUCCCAUCUGUGGGGCAACCAAUCAGACAAGUGGUGAAAAUUUUGCCAACACCUUCACCAUCUACAACAACUCUUCCACCAAUCACAUAUCCAAAUACUUUGCCAGUCGCAACAAAUCCACCAGUAACCACAACAACACAGAAUGUGGUUACUUCGACUCAAGGAUCAUCAACAACCCCAGAAGCUUCCUCAGCUGUGGUAAGAAUUCAAUUUUUGAGAUAUAGAGAUCAUAAGAAAAAAACAUUUCCAGCCAAUCACCACUACUACUCUUGAAACCCCGGGACCAGAAUCUACACCAUCAAUGUCACCAUCAUAUACGGAUCCAACAGCGGCGCCGGAAACUACAGUAUCCCCAAGCACCAAGCAUCUUCGACCUGAACGUAAACAAACAACCAGACCGAGUAAGUUCACGAUUUUAUCUGUUUAUUUUGAAAUAAUUUAUAGGAUACUUCAACGCAUGCGCCGUCGGUCAACCACUUCUCAAUGAAUUUUCAACACCAAUUUCAUGCAACUACUUGAACCAACCAAACGGUGGUUGCCCUGAAGAUUAUUUCUGUCAUACUGGAGCAUCUUUCUCAACAACAGCUUGUUGUCCAUUAGUUUCUUCUGAAGAUAAAUGUAAUCAACGUAGAGAUACUGGAGAAGGUGAUGAAUUAGUCGCAAGAUGGUAUUUCGAUAAUCAAGCCAAGGAAUGUAAACGAUUCCUUUACAAGGGUAUUCGAGGAAAUGCAAACAAUUUUGUUACCAAAGCACAAUGUGUUGAUGCCUGCGAAGUUGGACUUGUUACCGAUAUUAUGGACCCCUGUAAAUUCAACAGCGCUGCUAAAUAUAACAAUGGAAGUAGAAUUAUCUGUGGACCAAAUGAUGAUUCAAUGUGUCCAAAUGGUUAUUACUGCCACAUUGGAGAAAAUCCAGAAGUCACUGCCUGCUGUGAAACUAGUGGUUGUAAGUUUUAUUAAAAACAACACCCCGGUAUUAGCUGCAUAAGUUAAUUUUAUAAAUUUUGAAAGCAUUUCGCAAUAGUCAAGGGUGUUGCUUUAACAGUUAUUGAACUUGAAAAAUUCAAUUACAUAGUUUAUUGCAGUAUCUGAUCCUUGUCUUUUGUCAAUCAACGUUGGAACUGGAAAAGCUUUAUUGAAAAGAUUCUACUAUAACACUUUCUCAAAGAAAUGUACAGAAUUCAUCUAUAAAGGAACAAAGGGAAAUGAGAACAAUUUCCUUACUCAUGAACAAUGUCAAGCAACAUGUCAAAGUAUGUUUUGUUCAAAGACUAAUUAUCCCAUUAAUAAUGAUUUUUGUAGAAUGGGAUAACCCUUGCCCAACCACAGUCAACUACGCUGAACGCAAGGAAUGUACUACCAAUGGUACUGAAUGUGCAUCUGGUCAAUGGUGUCAUUUGGGAGCCACUAAAGAAUCAUCAGUUUGUUGUCCCGGAGCUGCUCAAGAUCCAUGUGAACUUCAACUUUCAACCGGAGAAGGAUCAUCAAAUCUCACAAGAUGGUACGCAGAUCCAAACGACAAAUCUUGCAGUCGCCAAUGUAAAUCUUUCACAUAUAAUGGAAGCAAAGGAAAUCAAAAUAACUUUGUCACCAAACAACAAUGCGAGCAAAAAUGCAAACGUGUCUGCAAAAAUCCCUGUGGCUCUGGAACUAUGCUUAUGACACCAACUGACGAGCAAAGAACUUGUAGUCCAAGCUCACCGUGUCCAAGUACACAUUGGUGUCAUGUUGGAAUCACCGCCGAGACAACUGUUUGCUGUUCAGCAGGUUAGUUUUUGAUUUUCGAGAAUUGGAAAUUCUUGAUUUUUUCAGUUCAAAACACUUGCGAACUUCCAAUGAUCAAGGGAACUGGAAACUCACAUUUGACAAGAUGGCACUUCGACAAAAACUUGAAUAAAUGUCUCAAAUUCAUCUACAGCGGAGAAGGUGGAAACCAAAAUAUGUUCUUGACACAGGAAGAUUGUCUCUCGGUCUGUCCAGUAUUUGAAAACCCAUGUGGAACUGGAAAACCACUUUUGGUUGGAUCAAAGCCAAAACUUUGUUCACCAAAUGAACGAUGCCCAUCAACACAUUUCUGUCAUAUUGGAUUAGAAGGAACUGAAAAUUAUUGCUGUCAAAAGAGUUAGUCGAUUCCAGAUUUUUGUGACUUUGAAAAAAAAAACAUAUUUUUUGCAGACGGUGAUCCCUGCCAACAACCCUUGGCUACCGGUUCAGGAGGUUUCUCUAUCAGCAGAUUUUACUAUGACAAGGAUACCCGAAGAUGUCGCGAUUUCUCUUACGAAGGAUCUAAAGGAAAUGCCAACAACUUCUUGUCACUUGAAGAUUGUGAACUCGUCUGUCCAGUUCUUCCAAAUCCAUGUCAACAAGGUGAACCAUUGUUAAACCUCCAAAAGGAUCCAGUGAUUUGUGGUGGAGAAGAUACCUGUCCAAAUGGUUAUUAUUGUCACGUUGGUGGAAGUCCCGAAUUGACCAAUUGUUGUCCAGGAAGUUAGUUUUAUCUUUGAUCUUCUUAUUUUCAUUUAAAUCUCCAUACUUUUUCAGCAAGAAGACCAUGUGACUUACCACUUGAAUCUGGCCAAGGAACUGAUAAACUUGAAAGAUGGUUCUUUGAUGGAGGUCUUCAAAUGUGUCGUCCAUUUGUUUACAAAGGAAUGAAAGGAAAUUCGAACAACUUCUUAACAAAACAAUCAUGCAGAACUGCUUGCAAAGAAAUGAAUCCAUGCGGAUCAGGUGAUCCGUUGGUUGAUUCAACAGGAGAACGAAUCUUGUGUACUGGCGGACAAAGUGUAGACAGCUGUCCAUCAAACAGUUAUUGUCAUGUUGGAUCAAGCGCAUUGACCACUCUCUGUUGCCCAAAAUCAAGUAAGUAUGGUGCAAAAAAACAUGAUUACUAGAACAUAUUUUUAUAUGAAAAGAUCUUCAUUAUUUUCACGUGACAAGAAUCCAAAACAUUUCUAUAUUAUGAAAUUUUCACCUGUUUCAUUAAUAAAACCAAGACAAUUUAACUCAAACAGUUUUUUGUUGAGUCAGUCAUUUUUUGAUUCCUAAACCUUUAAUCCGUCGGUCAUUUCUUCCUUCCACCUACUCAAAACCUCGACGAGUAUGAAAACACAGCAAAAACAUCGUGAGAACAAAAGUAAACUUUUUACGAAACCCGGAAAAUGUGUCGGUCAAUUGAAAAACAAAUAUUUAAGAAAAUGUCAAGUGCCGCUUCGUUUCGUAAAAACAACACAUUUUUUUAGAGACUGAUGCUUGCGAUCAAUUAAUUGAGGAAGGAUCGGGAUCGGAAGAUUUGCCAAGAUGGUUCUUCGACAGAAAACAAAACCGAUGUGCACCAUUUAAUUAUGGUGGAGUUGGUGGAAAUGAAAAUAAUUUCAUCAGUCAAGCCACCUGUAAUAAUGCCUGUCCAGGUAACUCAAUAGUUUAAAACUUUGUUACAAAAAAUACUUUUUUUCAGAAUACCGAAAUUAUUGUCCACAUGGUAUCCCAUUGAUUGAAAAUACUACUGUUACCGCAUGUGGAAUUGAUAAAGGAUGUCCAGAAGGAUUCAUUUGCCACAUGUCUUCUGAAUUCAAUGUAUCAAUUUGUUGUCAAGACCCAAUGGACUUUUGUUUAUCAGCCCGUGAAACCGGACCCUGUGAUAGUUAUGAAAAACGAUAUGGUUAUGACGCCAACACGGACACUUGUGUUGAAUAUAAAUAUGGAGGUUGUGAAGGAACUUUGAACAAUUUCCAUUCACUUCAAAGAUGUACUGAAAUUUGUUGUAAAGAAUAUAAAAGAAGACAUCGCUCGUAA
Caenorhabditis angaria is the source of this 4106-nucleotide messenger RNA. The record is from the annotation of a GenBank genome assembly. Lineage: Eukaryota; Metazoa; Nematoda; Chromadorea; Rhabditida; Rhabditidae.